Messenger RNA from Mytilus californianus (California mussel), 1238 nucleotides. Its product is annotated as C-type mannose receptor 2-like. Lineage: Eukaryota; Metazoa; Mollusca; Bivalvia; Mytilida; Mytilidae. Bases 99 to 1109 code for a protein of 336 amino acids. The record is from RefSeq and is a predicted model, not a curated record. Gene Ontology annotation, molecular function: signaling receptor activity. The transcript has 8 exons.
GCAAAAUAUUUUAACAACCCGUAAUGAUCAAAAAUCGGGUCUAUAUAAAAUUCACAUUGUAUUAAAAAUUAAUCAUCACUUCUGGAUUCAUACCGAAGAUGUUUAGUAGAUUCUUGCUCUGUGUGGUUGUUGCUUAUGUAUGCUGUGAUGACUGUCCCGAUCAGUGGUCUCAGUACAAAGAUCACUGUUACUGGCCGUCAACAUCUAGUGCAUACAGCUGGAAAGCUGCCGAGCAAGCAUGUGAGAGCCGUGGAGCAUAUUUGACAGAAAUAGGGGAUCAUGACGAGAAUGAUUUCAUUGCCCGAAUGGCGUUUGGUGCAGGUACUUGGUUCUUUAUGGGUAUUGUUCAUACAGAACAAUCUGGUGGAUAUGUUACUGCAAGCAAUAGUGAAGGACUGGAAUAUAGUAACUGGUUAGAAAUUCAAAACUCCGCAUCAGCUGGACCAAGUUGCACCAGAAUGGGCUAUCUUGGCUACUGGGAAUCCUACUCGUGUGACGAAAAACAAUAUUUCAUUUGUGAGAGUGAUGAAUAUAUAGGCAGUAGUUAUUUUGGAACAUGGUUAUCAAACACCAAUUCAUUCAGCUAUGAUGGUCAUUACUACAGAACUGUUGGCAAAAAGGCAACAUAUGACGAAGCUCAGAAAAUGUGUGAAAAAGCUGGUGCGUAUCUUGUUGAACCCAACGACGAAGGUGAAAAUGUAUAUGUGCAUGACAAGAUGCACGAAGCAUUUUAUGGUCAUUGGCGAUAUAUUGGAGGAUCCGAUACCAAACGGGAAGGAUAUUUCGUCUGGAGUGACAAUAAAUCUCUUACUUUUAAGAAUUGGUGGCCGGGAGAACCUAAUAAUAAAUAUAAUGAGGAUUGCAUGGAAAUGAGAUAUUGGGGAAAGUGGAAUGACGUCGAUUGUUACCAUAACAACCGAUAUAUCUGUGAAAAAACAAUCGGUGAUAUAGGCACGACAGAUGCUAAAGUCGGAACAAAUGCACCAGUCACAACAAAUGCUGCAGUCGGAACAAAUACACAAGUCACAACAGAUGCUAAAGUCGGAACAAAAGUUGAAGUCACAACACCACAUCCGAUGGAAUCGACGACCGAUUAUUUUUAUUACUAGUUAUAAUUUCAAUCCUACAAUUACAACUACACAACGUAUAAUUGAUUCGAUAUCCUCUGUAACAAUCGUUAUAUCUUUUAAAAAAAUAUAUAGAUGUAAACACAUUUUCCAAUAAAAUAGUGCAAUGAU